AUCUUGGAUUUGAUUAGAACCGAACCCUUGUUGUUCAGGGAUGCUUUCAUUUGAAAGAGCCGAGGCGGGAUAAUCGUUCUCCUUCCCUGACAGGCACACAGCUUUUGAUGGUCGGCCAUGGAUUCAGCAAGACACACAUGCUUGAAACUCCAAAUCUCCCAACCAAUCUUCAUCAAAGGCACCUGGUUCUCUUCUCACUUCCAUCUUUCCAUCACCGAUGCUCUAAACGCUUGGACUUGCGACGCAUCAGAAGAGGAGGUGAAGGAGAGAGCGUCUAAUUGGGACCAACCGAUAUCGGAGUACAUCGAUAUGUCGGAGCGAUAUCUAGGGUUUCAACAGCCCGGUUCGGUUUACGGGUUUGCUGAUGCUGGAGGAGGCUACAAAAGAUUAUCAUGGACUUUCGAUAAAGAAGGUACGAAGCUAGAGUGGCGAUGGAAAUUUAAACCAGCUGAAAAUUGUAAGACGAUAACUGCAGGAAUAUUGGACUUCCUGAUGGAUGCUAACAUACGUUUAAGUGAGGAGGUUGUCAUGAAAACACGGUCAAAUGAGAAACUUAAAGCGGAAGCUGAGAAGUGUUUAGCGCAAAGUGAGAAGUUUCAGAACGAGAAGGCAGAGUUUGAAACGACAAUUUAUACAAAGUUUGUUGGUGUGUUAAACUCAAAGAAAUCAAAAUUAAGGGAGCUUCGAGACCGACUGUCAAAUCAGGAAAGUACUACAAAUUUACAGGAAGAUGAGGAAGCGUCGACUGACAAAACCGAGACUUUUGAUGGUGAUAGCGAAGAUGAAGACUCCACCAUGGAUGUUACGAGCACUUCAAAGGAUACUCCAGGAAACAAACCUCGUGGUCGAAAAAGGAAGUAAAACCCGUCAAUUUAAGUCGUAACCGUAGUGCUUGGUGUAUCGCCCUUCGUAAAAUGGCACUUCGCUUUCAGUUGUACUUGGUGCUGAUAUCGAGUCUAUGUAUAUAGAGUUGGGUUUUGCUUUUGGCAAGGAAGGCUUACCACUUAUGUCCAAACUUAUGUCGCUUUUGGUUUCUACGAAAAUGCAAAAAAAUUUAUACAUUGAGCCGUU
Messenger RNA from Cynara cardunculus var. scolymus (artichoke), 1071 nucleotides. RefSeq names its product DNA repair protein XRCC4. NCBI's taxonomy places the organism in Eukaryota, Viridiplantae, Streptophyta, Magnoliopsida, Asterales, Asteraceae. The transcript has 5 exons. Gene Ontology annotation, biological process: double-strand break repair via nonhomologous end joining; positive regulation of ligase activity; DNA recombination. The record is from RefSeq and is a predicted model, not a curated record. Gene Ontology annotation, molecular function: DNA binding. Gene Ontology annotation, cellular component: DNA-dependent protein kinase-DNA ligase 4 complex; DNA ligase IV complex; nucleus. Bases 118 to 861 code for a protein of 247 amino acids.